Cornus florida is the source of this 1712-nucleotide messenger RNA. RefSeq names its product oligouridylate-binding protein 1B-like. NCBI's taxonomy places the organism in Eukaryota, Viridiplantae, Streptophyta, Magnoliopsida, Cornales, Cornaceae. Gene Ontology annotation, molecular function: mRNA binding. The transcript has 12 exons. The coding region runs from base 142 to 1410 and encodes 422 amino acids. The record is from RefSeq and is a predicted model, not a curated record.
AUAAACCACUCUCUCUCUAGAGGCCUCUCUCUCCUCUUUCGCAUUCGUCAUUACAUUUCUUCGGGGCUUUCUCUCUCACAGUAGAAACCCUAGAAUUUUGAAAGCAUCUUCGAGGGAACCGCAAAGAUAGAUCACCGAGAAAUGCAGCAUCAGAGGCUGAAGCAACAACAGGCCUUGAUGCAACAAGCAGCUCUACUUCAGCAACAGUCCAUGUACCAUCCUGGCCUCUUGGCUGCUCCUCAGAUUGAGCCAAUCCCAAGUGGAAAUCUGCCUCCUGGGUUUGAUCCAAGUACAUGCCGCAGUGUGUAUGUGGGAAACAUCCAUACACAGGUGACAGAACCGCUUAUUCAGGAGGUAUUCUCGAGUACUGGUCCUGUAGAAGGCUGCAAGCUUAUAAGAAAGGACAAGUCAUCCUAUGGGUUCAUUCACUAUUUUGAUCGUAGAUCAGCUGUGCUAGCUAUAAUGUCACUUAAUGGAAGGCACUUGUUUGGGCAGCCUAUCAAAGUUAAUUGGGCAUAUGCUAGUGGACAAAGGGAGGACACAUCAAGUCAUUACAACAUUUUCGUUGGUGAUCUCAGCCCUGAGGUUACUGAUGCUAUGCUAUUUGCGUGCUUCUCUGUUUAUCCUAGUUGCUCUGAUGCAAGGGUUAUGUGGGAUCAGAAGACUGGGCGUUCAAGAGGGUUUGGAUUUGUUUCCUUCCGGAAUCAACAGGAUGCUCAGAGUGCGAUAAAUGACUUGACUGGUAAGUGGCUUGGAAGUAGGCAGAUACGUUGUAACUGGGCUACAAAGGGUGCUGGUCUUAAUGAUGACAAACAGAGUUCAGAUGCCAAAAGUGUGGUGGAAUUAACAAAUGGUUCUUCAGAAGAUGGCAAAGAGACGGCAAAUAAUGAUGCUCCUGAGAAUAACCCCCAAUACACAACCGUAUAUGUGGGCAAUCUUGCUCAAGAGGUCACUCAGCUUGAUCUCCAUCGCCACUUCCAUGCUCUUGGUGCUGGAGUCAUUGAGGAAGUCAGGGUCCAGCGUGAUAAAGGAUUUGGUUUUGUUAGAUACAGUACCCAUGCAGAGGCAGCUCUGGCCAUUCAGAUGGGAAAUACACAGUCGCUUCUCUGUGGCAAACAAAUUAAGUGCUCAUGGGGCAGCAAGCCCACUCCACCAGGAACAAGUUCAAAUCCACUUCCCCCUCCUGCACCUGCACCUUUGCCUGGUUUUUCAGCCACUGACCUUUUGGCCUAUGAGCGGCAGAUAGCAAUGAGCAAGAUGGGUGCCGUGCAUGCCCUCAUGCAACCCCAAGGGCAGCAUCCCCUCAAGCAGGCAGCUAUGGGAAUGGGUGCCGCCGGAGCCAGCCAGGCUAUUUAUGAUGGCGGUUUCCAGAAUGUUGCUGCUGCCCAGCAGCUCAUGUACUACCAGUAAUAUUAACAGAGUGCCAUUAUGUCGUGAAACCUUUAUUUGCUGGCUUUCACAGAUUUGAGUUUUAAACUUCUAGGGAGCUUUCUGUUGUUUCUCUUUUCUUGAGUGGAGGAGGGGUUACCCAUCCUUUGCAAUUUAUAUGGACACGUAGCAUGUAUGUUAUUUUGAUUGCUAUUAUGUAGGGGUGAGGGAAUAUAAUUAUUAGCGGGAAAUGGCUGAUUAGUUCAGACAAUGGCUUGUUUUCUAGUAGUUAAUAUCUUUACAUCUACUUUUUAAAUGAGAAUUUUAUGUCGGAUUCUGUGGUA